GUUUAUUCAGUUGCUUUUAUUUUAGAAACUUCAUCAUGGAUCUUCUAACAAAGUGAGCUUAACAUAUCAACAGACGAAUCUAAGCGGAGAUCUUCCUCCUGCUCAACACCUUGGGCGCAACAGCGUUUCGGGGGAAUGCGCCCUUAGUCAUGCGUACCAGGUGUGGAGAAGGGGUGCCAACAUUUACACCAUAAUUGUAUAUGCAAUGGGGAUGUUGCGCCGGACCAUCUUCCUGGACCAUCCUCCCGGCCCCAGGACCAUCCUCCCGGCCCCCUGCAGAAGGACAUUGAAAAACAGCUCAGCUGAAUUAAGGCUUAAUGACGAAGAAUUGUGGCUGGAAGAAAUCAUCAUCAUCGGAGAAGAGAAGGGAACAAUUCUGAUUUUAGAAGCAUAAAGAAGGAAAAAGUCUGCUCACCUACUCCAACAUGCAAAAUCACGAUUCCCCUCUGGCCCAGGUGCUGCCAGGGUGUUGCUGCCACAAACAAGGAAAAUUUUUACCAUUGAAGACCAUGCUUGGACCUAAAUAUGAUGAUCAGGUUCCUGAGGAGAAUCGUUUUCACCCCAGCAUGCUAUCAAACUACCUGAAGAGUCUUAAGGUAAAAAUGGGUCUCUUAAUUGAUUUGACUAAUACUACCAGAUUCUAUGAUCGGAACGAUAUAGAAAAGGAAGGAAUAAAGUACAUAAAGCUUAAUUGCAAAGGACAUGGGGAAUGUCCAACACCAGAAAACACUGAAACUUUUAUUCGACUCUGUGAGAGAUUUACGGACAGAAGCCCAGAGGAGCUUAUUGGUGUCCACUGUACUCAUGGCUUUAAUAGAACUGGUUUCUUAAUCUGUGCCUUUUUAGUUGAGAAGAUGGAUUGGAGCAUUGAGGCAGCAGUAGCCACUUAUGCUCACGCAAGGCCACCAGGUAUUUACAAAGCUGAUUAUAUAAAGGAGCUUUUUCAACGUUAUGGAGAUGUUGAGGAUGCGCCCCCUGCUCCUGAGCUCCCAGACUGGUGUUUUGAGGAGGAUGAUGUGGAUGAUGAGGGGAACAGUAUAGUUCAAGAGGCUGAGCCAGGGUCUUCAGGAACUGGUCAACACAGGAAGAAAAAAGAGAGAUUAAAACUUGGUGCAGUAUUUUUAGAAGGUAUUUCAGUAAAAUAUGUAUCGCAAGUAACAACACAACCGAAACUUGGAGAAAUACAGAGAAAAUGUCAACAAUUCACCAACUGGGAAGGAUCUGGGUUCCCUGGAGCACAGCCUGUAUCCAUGGACAGAAACAAUAUCAAAUUUCUUGAGCAGAAGACAUAUAAAGUGAGCUGGAAAGCAGAUGGUACCCGGUACAUGAUGCUGAUUGAUGGUAAAAAUGAAGUAUAUAUGAUUGACCGCGACAACUCUGUGUUUCAUGUGUCUCAUCUUGAAUUUCCGUUUCGGAAAGAUCUCAGAGUCCAUUUAACGAACACUCUACUGGAUGGGGAAAUGAUCAUUGAUAAAGUGAAAGGACAAGCUGUGCCACGAUAUCUGAUUUAUGACAUCCUUAAAUUUAAUGGUCAGCCUGUUGGGGACUGUGACUUUAACAUCCGUCUGGCUUGCAUUGAAAAGGAGAUCAUUUUUCCCAGGCAUGAAAAGAUGAAGACGGGACAAAUUGAUAAAACACAGGAACCUUUUAGUGUGCGGAAUAAGCCAUUUUUUGACAUUCAUGCAUCAAGAAAGCUACUCGAAGGAAGCUUUGCUAGAGAGGUCAGCCAUGAAGUUGAUGGACUUAUCUUUCAACCAAUUGGAAAAUACAAAGGUGGUCGUUGUGAUGACAUUUUAAAAUGGAAGCCACCUAACAUGAAUUCCGUGGACUUUCGGUUGAAGAUAACAAAAGUUGGAGGAGAAGGGCUUCUGACUCAGAAUGUUGGAUUGCUUUACGUUGGAAACUAUGAGCGUCCUUUUUCCCAGAUAAAGGUGACAAGAGACUUAAAACAGUAUGAUAAUAAAAUUAUAGAGUGCAAGUUUGAGAACAAUUGCUGGGUCUUCAUGCGGCAAAGGGUUGAUAAAAGCUUUCCAAAUGCCUACAGCACAGCUUUGGCUGUAUGCAACAGCAUCCAGUAUCCAGUAACAAAGGAAAUACUCUUUGAAUUAAUUGAUCGAUGCACAGGGGCGAAUCAGGGGGAAAAACGAAGAAAUGCUCUUGAUCCCGACGCUGAACUAAUGCCUCCACCUCCUCCUAAAAUUCCACGAGUUGUUAACUGAAAGAGAAUUUUCUAUGAAGCAGAAAAAUUUCAUCUCAGACAGGGGAAAGCCUAAGAACCUUCUUAUGCUACAUAUUUGCAAUAAGGACCUUUUCACACACAAAGCAACUUUUUUUGCACACUGACAUUGACACUGACAGUCGUUGAUGCACAUUUUAGGAAGAAAUAAUCUAAGUGUGUUGACUUGGAAUCUUACAUGAAAGUGCAAAGAACCCAAAGCGUUGCAUCAGAGACCAUGGAAGACUUUAUAUUUGCAAACAUAGACUGUCAGAUCAAGGAACACUUUGUGUUUUCUUACCAGUUUGUCCACAUACGUAAAAAAAAAAAAAAAAUAAAGUUGCUUUUUGUCCUUCAUUUUCUUAAAGAUCUUUUUUUAUUUGUAUUUAAUUGCUCAUUGUUUAAGGGUUUAAUUUAAUGUACUUUUCUUAAAACUUCUUAUUUUGAACAAAAUAGUGAGGCAUUAAAUAUUAUUUCAGUUGUAUUACUAAUGACACCAUUGUCUGGUUUUUGCCUGUUUUAAAUCUUGCUUCAAAUUU
This is a messenger RNA of Hyla sarda, 2754 nucleotides long. RefSeq names its product RNA guanylyltransferase and 5'-phosphatase (gene RNGTT). Gene Ontology annotation, molecular function: mRNA 5'-triphosphate monophosphatase activity; ATP binding; mRNA guanylyltransferase activity. The transcript has 18 exons. The coding region runs from base 426 to 2219 and encodes 597 amino acids. Lineage: Eukaryota; Metazoa; Chordata; Amphibia; Anura; Hylidae. Gene Ontology annotation, biological process: 7-methylguanosine mRNA capping; protein dephosphorylation. The record is from RefSeq and is a predicted model, not a curated record.